This is a messenger RNA of Cantharellus anzutake, 861 nucleotides long. RefSeq lists its product as uncharacterized. The transcript has a single exon. NCBI's taxonomy places the organism in Eukaryota, Fungi, Basidiomycota, Agaricomycetes, Cantharellales, Hydnaceae. The coding region runs from base 1 to 861 and encodes 286 amino acids. The record is from RefSeq and is a predicted model, not a curated record.
AUGGGAGCCACAGUGGUUGACAUCAUCCUCAGGCUUUGGAAUGACAGCCCAAGUGGUUCUAAUGGCAAGGCACCAUUCACUGUCCAGAAGUUCUUGAUCGCUAUAGGUUUUGAGGAUGCCAAAGCUUGGACCAGUGGUGUAGACUGGGAUUUUGAUUUCUGGGCACUAGAGCAUCCACUAAUUAGGUUCUCUGAAGAUCUGGAAAAGAAUGCAAGAGACUGGGACAAUAUAAGGGCAUUUGUGGUUGGCCUUUCCCAGGCUACAGGCAAGGUGAAGGGGAAGAAGCACAAGGGCAAGGGACAGGAAGUGGAAGAGCCUCAAACACUGACAGCCAUGAAGGCGUUUGUCAAACAGUGGGAAAAUGAUGGAUACACCCAGGGUCGCAAUGCCUUUUGUAAUCUCAUCGCUGUUAAAUGGUAUAAAGAGAAUAGCAUCAUGGAUCUGUUGGUGGAGGAAACCAAAAGAGCUGAUUGCUAUCCUUUCUCUGUGUUGAUGGAAGAGCCAGAUCUUCUUAGCUGUGACUCCAUUCAACUACUGCCAACCUUGGAGCUGGAGGUCAGCCAGAUUGCAGCUGAGAUCGUGUUGGGGAUGGCAGCGUUUAGACAAGGCCCUCGACUGGAUAUCUGGACUGAGUUCCAGGUGGGAAUCCAGUUGCUGGUCUCAAACUUCUUCUGGUACAACCAUUGCCACAAGAGGGUUAAGACCAAGAUGAGGGCUUUUAACAAGGCAAAAGAGGAGAUGGACACUGUUCUUACUGGCAUGUUUUCUCUCCUUCCAGUCGUGGACACUAGUACUUACCCCCUAAAAGCCCUUCAGAAUGAUCAUUCUGGAUCAGCCCAGGAAGCAAUGGGCCCUCUUUGA